This is a messenger RNA of Solea solea (common sole), 7049 nucleotides long. It is a transcript of the gene atp10a, whose product is annotated as ATPase phospholipid transporting 10A. The record is from RefSeq and is a predicted model, not a curated record. Gene Ontology annotation, biological process: phospholipid translocation. The transcript is spliced from 21 exons. Gene Ontology annotation, molecular function: ATPase-coupled intramembrane lipid carrier activity; ATP binding; ATP hydrolysis activity. Bases 249 to 4670 code for a protein of 1473 amino acids. Gene Ontology annotation, cellular component: plasma membrane. Lineage: Eukaryota; Metazoa; Chordata; Actinopteri; Pleuronectiformes; Soleidae.
AGCGCGCGGACAGUGGCGGGAGCCCUAUCCACAGAGUUUGUAGAUCACGUGAGGAGGCGGCGACUUGUUAGAGCAUCCUUUCGUCACCGGAGAGAGAGAGCGAGAGAAAGAGAGAGAAAUUAGAAAAGUUGUUAGAGUGAGAGAAACAUGGAUGAACAUCAGCGGUGAGAGCGUGAAACUGCGGCCGCGACAUGAUCGCAUGAACGCGGCUCCGUCUGCGUGAGUGUGUGCGGGGAAAGUUUGAGGACAUGGCGCGGGAAAGUGAAGAACCGACGAAGAAGAAGAAGAAAAAGAAGAAGAAGAGCAGAGAGAACAAAAAGACCCGGAGCGUCCUCCCGAACACUCGGUCCAAACAUGACGACGACGACGCAGAACCGAACCGAGGCUGCGCCGACAACAAGAUCAAAACCACCAAGUACACGGUUCUAUCGUUCCUCCCCAAGAACCUGUUCGAACAGUUCCACAGGUUCGCCAACGUCUACUUCGUCUUCAUCGCUCUGCUCAACUUCGUCCCGGUGGUGAACGCCUUCCAGCCGGAACUGGCUCUGGCCCCGGUGGUCUUCAUCCUGUCCGUGACCGCCAUCAAAGACCUGUGGGAGGACUUCAGGAGACACCGCUCCGACACCGAGAUCAACCACCUGGACUGUCUGGUCUUCAGCAGAGUCGAGAGUGGUUACGUGGAGAAGUUCUGGAAGGAGGUGCGAGUGGGCGACUUUGUGCGACUGCGAUGUAACGAGAUCGUUCCCGCCGACGUCCUCCUGCUGAGCUCCAGCGACCCGGACCGUCUGUGUCACAUCGAGACGGCCACGCUGGACGGAGAGACAAACCUCAAACAGAGACAAGUCGUCCGCAGCUUCUUCGACCUGGACUGUGACUUUAACCCUUUAAAAUACAACAGUGUCAUUGAAUGUGAGAAACCCAACAACGACCUGAACAGAUUCAGAGGCUACAUUAUCCAUGGCAACGGCAGAAGAGACGCACUUUACAAAGAGAACCUGCUGCUGCGCGGCUGCACCGUCAGAAACACUGAGGAGGCCGUGGGCAUCGUCAUCUACGCAGGUCAUGAGACCAAAGCCAUGUUGAACAACAAUGGACCAAGAUACAAACGCAGUAAACUGGAGAGACAGAUGAACGUGGACGUCUUCUGGUGUGUCCUCAUCCUCCUGGUCAUGUGUCUCUUCACUGCUGUGGGUCAUGGUCUGUGGAUGUUUCAGUAUGGAGAUAAGAGACCAGUGUUUGACGUCCUGAGUCCACAGGGGACGGACAUGUCUCCCAUCAUGUCAGCCAUAUAUCUCUUCCUCACCAUGAUUAUCGUCUUCCAGGUGCUGAUUCCCAUCUCACUGUUUGUGUCGAUCGAGAUUGUGAAGAUCUGUCAGGUGUUCUUCAUCCAUCAGGACCUGGAUCUUUACGACGAGGACACAGACUCUCACCUUCAGUGUCGAGCUCUGAACAUCACUGAAGACCUCGGUCAGAUGCAGUACAUCUUCUCUGAUAAGACUGGAACACUGACCGACAACAAGAUGGUGUUUCGCCGCUGCACUGUGGCGGGGGUGGAGUACUCCCAUGAUGCUAAUGCUAAAAGACUUGCGAUGUACCAGGAGAUGGACUCAGAGGAGGAGGAGUGUACGUCACAUGGAGGCACUCUGCCCAGGCGGGACAGUGUUAGCAGCCACCACAGCGCCACAGUGCCCCCUGUGGUUCUGCGCUCACACAGCACCAAGUCCCACCGCAGGACAGGCAGCAGGGCAGAGGCUAAACGUGCUAGCAUCCUGUCCAAACACACAGCCUUCAGCAGCCCAAUGGAGAAGGACAUCACCCCUGACCCUCAGCUUCUGAACAAAGUGAACGAGUGCAGCAGUCAGAUGGACUUGAUGCGUUUCCACAGUCAGCCUGUGUCACAGCUGCCUUCUGACCUCGCUGACGUCAUCGAUUUCUUCAUCGCUCUCACAGUCUGCAACACGGUGGUGGUUUCAUCCCCGAACCAGCCGCGACACAAGGUUCGUGUGAGGUUUGAGUUAAAGUCUCCGGUCAAAACCAUCGAGGACUUCAUCAAACGCUUCACACCGAGUCGUUUGACGUCUGGUUCCAACAGCAGCAGCUCCUCCAGCCUCGUCACCAACCGCUCCUCUAACAGAGGCUGCUCCAGUGUUCUGUCCUCGCCGUCUGCAGACAGCACGCUCACCAAGCUGGAGGAGGAAGCCAUGAUGUCUCACAGUGGCCUGGACCAUGCCUUCAGCCCCGCCCCCCUCUGCUACGACGGCAAGUCAUGGGACCAGGAGGAGGGCGAGCUGCGCUACGAGGCGGAGUCUCCAGACGAGGCCGCGCUCGUCUACGCAGCCAAGGCCUACAAAUGCUCGCUGGUGGGACGUCUUCCUGACCAGGUGACCGUGGAGCUGCCUCACCUGGGGAAGCUGAACUUUGAACUGCUGCACACGCUGGGCUUCGACUCCACCAGGAAGCGCAUGUCGGUGGUGGUUCGACAUCCUCUGACGGAUCAGAUCACUGUGUACACGAAAGGAGCCGAUUCUGUCAUCAUGGACCUCAUCAAACCUCCCAACACAGGAAACUCUAAAGGAAAACGGCAGAAGAAGGUUGUGUACAGGACACAGAACUACCUGAACCAGUAUGCUGCAGACGGACUCCGCACUCUGUGCAUCGCAAAGAAGAUCCUCACCAAAGAAGAGUAUGCCUGCUGGCUGCAGCGCCACCUGGAGGCUGAGACGGCCAUUCAGGGCAGAGAGGAGCUGCUGUUUGAGUCGGCUCUGCGUCUGGAGAACAACCUGCAGCUUUUAGGGGCGACGGGCAUCGAGGACCGUCUGCAGGACGGCGUUCCUGAGACCAUCGCGUCCCUGCGCCAGGCCGGGCUGCAGAUAUGGGUGCUGACGGGGGACAAACAGGAAACGGCCGUAAACAUCGCGUACGCCUGUAAACUGCUGGAUCCUGAGGAGGAGAUUCUGACCCUGAACGCUGACUCACAGGAGAGCUGUGCCUUGUUACUGGAGGAGAGUUUACAUUAUAUCCAGGCCAAAUUCUUCUGCAGCUCCACGGAUCAGGCUGCCAAGACCUUCCACCCUGCAAACCUGGCACCUUUCGACAUCUAUCAGCCUUCGUCCUUGUCCUCCUCCUCCUCCUCCUCCUCCCACUCCACGCCUUUUGUGGUGCACCGGCUGGGUCUGGUCAUCGAUGGGCGGACCUUAGCCUUCGCUCUGGACAAGAGUUUGGAGGAUAAGUUUCUGGCCGUGGCGAGAAGCUGCCGCUCCGUCCUCUGCUGCCGCUCCACACCGCUGCAGAAGAGCAUGGUCGUCAAACUGGUGCGGAACAAGCUGAAGGUCAUGACCCUGGCCAUAGGUGAUGGAGCCAACGACGUCAGCAUGAUCCAGGUGGCAGACGUGGGCGUCGGCAUCUCCGGACAAGAGGGCAUGCAGGCGGUGAUGGCGAGCGACUUUGCUCUCCCACGUUUCCGUAAUCUUCAGAAGCUUCUUCUGGUCCAUGGACACUGGUGCUACUCUCGCCUGGCCAACAUGAUCCUCUACUUCUUCUACAAAAACGCUAUGUUCGUUGCUCUCAUCUUCUGGUAUCAGUUCUACUGUGGGUUCUCAGGCUCAGCCAUGAUUGAUCAGUGGUAUCUCAUCUUCUUCAACCUGAUGUUCUCCGCCUUCCCUCAACUCAUCACUGCCACUCUGGACAAGGACGUGUCAGCAGAGACUCUCCAGCAACUACCUCAGCUCUACAUGACGGGCCAGAACUCAGAGGAAUAUAAGCCAUACAUGUUCUGGAUGAACAUGAUCGAUGCUUUCUACCAAAGUCUGGUUUGCUUCUUCAUCCCGUACUUUGCUUACGCUGACUCUAAUGUGGAUCUGUUUACGUGGGGAACUCCCAUCACCACCAUCGCUUUACUCACCAUUCUGCUGCACCUGGGCGUCGAGACCAAAACCUGGACGUGGAUGAACUGGUUGUCCAUCUUGUUCAGCGUGAUGUUGUUCUUCACCGUCGCUCUGUGCUACAACGCCUCCUGUCCCACCUGCUACUCGCCCUCUAACCCCUACUGGACCAUGCAGCGGCUGCUGCAGGAGCCCGUCUUCUACCUGCUGUGCAUCAUCACGCCUGUGGCGGCACUGUUACCUCGAUAUUUCUACCGGUCGUGUCAGGGGUCACUGUUCCCCAGUCCCGUCCAGGUUGGGAGACAGUUGGACAAACUCCCGACUGAAACUCGCAGGAACAUCCUCAGCCUGAGCAAAAUGAAGGCGGGGUCACCGCUCGCCCACAAGACUCACUUCCUGUCACUCGCCAAAGAGCAGAGCAGCUUCUCCUGCUCCACGUCAGCGGCGACCAAUCACAGCCUAGUGUCACAGAGAGACGAGGAAGCGGACCGGAGAAAGCCGCCGCCCACUCACAGUGACAUCACUGCAGGUUUCUACACUGAAGCAGAGGCUCCGCCCUACACCAAAGACCCUCCUUCAGAGUCUGAGCAGCAGCUGGCUCCUCCCACUGCAGAGUGUCCGGACCAGAACGCUUCCACGCCGCUGCUCACACACACACACAGUGUCCAGCUGACACUGCCCCCUACAGGCGGCUCUCAGUGCGUGAAAUACACCAGGAACCAGGAGGAAAGACUCGACCACGAGAAUGUGACGCCGCACACGCCGCAGGCGCCACUCGCCACCGCGUGACGUCACACUCAGAUUUGCACCAUAGUUGUUUUUUUUUUAUCUAAUUUUAUUCUAUUUUUCAAGCAGAUUGUUUUAUAAAAGAGAGAAAAAGGUACUUUAUAAAGAGAAGAAAACACUUCCUGUUUUUAAACCUCAGUAAAGUUUGAUUGUGAAGAAAGUUUUUACAGAUGAAGACGAAUGAAGCUUCUGGUCAUGUCUUCACAGAAGUGUUACACUUUUCUAAUUCCCCACAGAAACAGUGGCUUUAGUUCACUUUGUUGCUGGAGGUUUUUUUUAUACAAGUUAAAGCUGUUCAGAACAUUCCAGAGAAUAUUUAAUGCAAGCUUUAAAUUUUAUUAUCAUCAUUAUCACGUCAAGAGUUUAAACCAAAACAUCUCUACCAGAUAUGAUGCUCUCUGUGUGUGUGUGUGUGUGUGUGUGUGUGUGUGUCUGCGUGUGUGUCUCCCUGUGUGCGUGUGUGUGAAGAGUUAGUUCAGUUAGCUGCUACAGUUCCUCUAAAGUUCACUAAUGAAGUUGUUGAUUCUCAUGUUUUGGUUCAGAUUAAAACAGAUUUUCCAGGUCUGUUUACAGUCUGUACCACAGCCAGCCAGCAGGGGGCGAGCUGCAUGUUUUCAUCUGAAUGUUGCAGAGUGACGUCAGUCUUCUGUAAGAAAAUCGUGUUGUUCUGCGACAAACAACAAUCGUCAUUCCUCAUUUUUCGUUUACUUUAUUGUUUCAGCUGAAAAAAACAAAAUGUUUUUAUUUUUCUCCCCACAUGUAACAGAUGAGGCUUUAAAGGAACAGUUCUGGUUUUCUUAGUGGUUGAAAAAGUUACUGAAUAAAAGUCUUACUUACUGCACUGUGAGCGCCCCCUGUUGUUAAGAACCUGCAGCAAAGUCAUCGUCCACUCAAGAACAAGAUUUUAUUCUCUUAACAAAAGACUAAAUCUACGUCAGUCUAAGUCUACGAUAUCUACGUCACAAAAAAUCACUGAUGUUCUUAAGAUAUCGUAGAUUUAAACAGAGAACAGCAGGGGGCGCUCUCAGCACAGUUUUCUCUGUCAGUACCUCAAACAUUUUUCACUUCAAAAAAAUCUGAACGUUCAUUUAAAGAUAAAUUUGCACUUUUUUGGCCGUGUCGUUGAAUAACGAGUUAAAGUUAAAGCAUAUUUUUGCUGAUUGUCGUUAAUUAAAGCGUAAAACAGCAGCAGCACCUUUCAAUAUUUGAUGAUUGUUUGUUAUGUUGCAGUUAAAGUGUUUCUUUGACCAAAGAUCAUUUAUAUUUCUGUGUUUUCUCAGCAAUAGCUUGUGCUUUAAACACUGGAUUUAAACAAAGACAUUAACACGCAAAUCACACGAUAAAAAAUGGAAAAGAAGCAAGCAAAACUAACAUCGUUCGCUUCAGUCGCUCACGUUGAAAUAUUUGCUUAACAGCGUUAACAUUGUGUUGUGUUAAUGUAUAAUGUCGUGUAAAUGCUGUGUUAACGUUCUUUAAACUCUGCGUUACCAUGUCAACAUCACAUUAACAUAUUAACAUGGCGUUAACGUCAGAAACACGUGUCACUGUCGCACUUUACCACGAACUUGCUUGAGAAACGUGACGUGAAAAGAAUUUGCAGGUUGUGAGCGCAGUGUCCGAUGCUGUUAAAACCUGACAAGGAGAGUUCGCGUUUGUUUCUCUGAUUAAAUGUUUUUCACAUUUACAGAGAAAAUAUCUGAUUUUAAUUUGUCAUUUUUUCUGUUUUUUUUUUGUUCAUGUUACACAUUUACACGUUAAUGUUGAUGAGUUUUUUUUUUAAAAAUGAACGUGAUGGCAAUUGUUUCCGGUUUAUUCAAAAACAGCUGGUUUGGGACCAACAGCCAAUCAGAAAAGAGCAGACACAGCCUGACCCUUGACCCUCACUGAGGAAAGAUUUUAUCAAUUUUUGUGAUAAUUGUUGAAAAUCUUGAGUGAAUCACCACAAGGGGGAGCUGCAUGUUUUUAAUCAUUUCCGAAACUCCUCUUUUAUAACGAUCUUAAAACUGACGUUUUUGACUCAAAUGUUGGUUGUUUCACAAACAUUAUUUACCGCUUUAUCCUCCAGAGGUUCGGGGGGGGGGGGGGGGGGGUUGGGUGCUGUGCCAAUCUCAAUAAAUGUUAAUAUUGUCACAUGUUUAUUAGCAACAGUAGCUACACUUUGCAACCAAUAAACGCUGCGCCUUCAGCUGUCCCUCUGGUCAAAGCCCCGCCUCUUUCAAACACUGGAUGUCCUGGUUUUCAUUUUGUUUUCAUCUUUAAACGUUUGUGUUUAUGAAACUGGAAAAACUUCAGUCAACAGCAGUGACACACACACACACACACCUCAAACUCUUAAUAUUCAAACUUCUUUUUGUGAAGAAAAUAAAAACGUUAAAGUUUUAA